Molecule: messenger RNA, 1465 nt
Organism: Lycium barbarum (goji berry)
Lineage: Eukaryota; Viridiplantae; Streptophyta; Magnoliopsida; Solanales; Solanaceae
Product: nuclear pore complex protein NUP35
Exons: 4
Coding region: 170-1177 (335 amino acids)
Biological process (GO): nuclear pore organization; regulation of DNA-templated transcription; NLS-bearing protein import into nucleus
Cellular component (GO): nuclear pore nuclear basket; nuclear pore central transport channel; nuclear membrane
Molecular function (GO): structural constituent of nuclear pore; single-stranded DNA binding; phospholipid binding
Source: RefSeq, a predicted model, not a curated record
UAAUUUUGUCUAAACCCACCGCUGGCGUUGAGCUAACGCCUUUAUUUUUAUUUGAAUACACACUGUAAUCAAAUUCUAGGGUUUUUCAAUCUCGCGCUCUGCCAGCCUAAAACCCCCAUUUUCAAAUCUCAGUUCCUCGUCUUCCAAUACAUACAGGACUGAGAAGAUAAUGAAUACAGCAGUGCGAACCCCGAAAACUGGAAGACAAUCAUUGUUCUUCCAGGAUUUAGCUACACCUAUUUCUUCCCGGAAAACGGGAUCGAAAUUCAAUACCCCAGGUCAGGCUGCAGCUGUAUCCGCCUUAUGGCGUGAGAAUUUCGCGACUUCAGAUCUGCCACCGCCGCCUGUAUUUACACUCGAAGAUCGCUCGGACGUCUCCCCGGAAUCGGGGAUUCCUGACUAUAUUACUUCACCAGAAGUUAAGUCUGACCCUAGAACGCCGGUCCAAAAUUCAGGAAGGGAAUUUUCAACACCUAAGACUAAGUCUGAGGCAAGCACUUCAUAUGCAUUGAUGGGUAGGCAACAGCAACAGAGCCAGCAAAGCCCGUUGCCGAGUUUGACCUGGUGGUCCCCGACGAAGGGUAGUGGUAGUGCUGAGCAGGAUGACAAGGGCAAAGGUUCACCUGUAGAAGGCGUCGUUCAUCCUGGUGCUUUGAUAACCUUGCCUCCACCGAGGGAAGUUGCGAGGCCAGAGAUCAGGAAAAACUCUUUCCCUGUGGGGAACCUCGAUGAUGAAGAAUGGGUCACAGUUUAUGGGUUUUCCCCAAUUGACACCAAUUCAGUUUUACGGGAAUUUGAGAAAUGCGGCGUCAUUUUGAAACACAUUCUCGGCCCCAGAGAUGCUAACUGGAUGCACAUUCUCUAUCAGAAUCGUGCUGAUGCUCAGAAAGCUCUUAACAAAAAUGGUAUGCAGAUAAAUGGAGUUCUUAUGAUUGGAGUUAAACCAGUGGAUCCAACACAACGUCAGGCACUGAAUGAUAGGCUCAACAAGCAAGGAUUUAUACCUUUGCCGCAUGCUCCGUCCAGUAAAAGCAAUGAUCCGACUCCGUUUCGAACCUCCUCUCAACCUUAUUAUCUCCAAAAUGGCAGCAACAGUGCAAAGCAAUCAUCUGGAACUGUUGCCACCCCAGCGAGAUCCGUUGUGUCUAAAAUUGUGGACUUAAUGUUUGGUGUCUAAUCUUCCAUGGUUCUUGUUCUUCCUCCCAUGUGCUUUUCUGUUAUUUCUACUCAACGAUGGCAAACAUAAAAAUUGAUCCAUCCGGAAUGCAUAUUGACUCCAAACUACAGUUGAGGCAUUGAGCGUCUGAUUCUCACUCCCUUCCUCCCCCAUCCCUCUAUUCUCUGUUUCUCCUCCCAAUUCUUGUUCACGGUGCACUUGUAUUGAUUUGAGCACAAACUGGUCUCUUUUUUCUGGGAAAAAAAGGUUGUUGUAAUGCAGAUAUAGAAAUUUACCCCUUGCUCUUUC